AAAUCUUUGGUCUCUGAUGAUGAACUCAAACGCCAGAAGAGAAUCAAGUUGUUUACCUAUAUUGGUAUCUUCAUUGUUUUCCAAAUCAUAGUGAUGACUGUGUUUGGUCUCACUGUGAUGAAAGUCAAGACACCGAAGGUGAGAUUGGGCGAUAUCAGCAUCACAAACUUUUAUUCAGUAGCUGCAACUCCUUCAUUUGACACAGCCUUCAACACCCAAAUUAGGGUCAAGAACACCAACUGGGGUCCUUACAAAUUCGAUGCAGGCAUGGUGACAUUCAUGUACCAAGGCGCAGCUGUGGGGACCGUAGCAGUACCUAAGAGCAAAGCUGGAAUGCGUUCCACCAAGAAGAUCAAUGUUGUGGUGAGUUUGAACAGCAAUGCGUUACCAAGCAGUUCAACUCUUAGCAGUGAAUUGAACAGUGGGGUAUUGACGCUGACUAGCCAAGCCAAAUUGACCGGAAAGCUGGAGUUGAUGCUCAUAAUGAAAAAGAAGAAGUCUGCCGAUAUGGAUUGCACCAUAACUAUUGAUCUGUCCACAAAGACUGUCAAAAGUUUACGGUGCAAGUGACCGGACUUGUUCUUGACACUGUAAAUUACUAAAUUCUCAUUCUUUAUACUUUCUUUCCCUCUCUUGGAUUUGUUGUACAAAUAUGAAUUGAUCCUUUUUAUAUAUAUAAUAUACGCACAUUUGAUUAUAGAAACAAAA
This is a messenger RNA of Argentina anserina (silverweed cinquefoil), 708 nucleotides long. RefSeq lists its product as uncharacterized. The transcript has a single exon. The record is from RefSeq and is a predicted model, not a curated record. NCBI's taxonomy places the organism in Eukaryota, Viridiplantae, Streptophyta, Magnoliopsida, Rosales, Rosaceae. The annotation marks the transcript as partial.